Molecule: messenger RNA, 981 nt
Organism: Daucus carota subsp. sativus
Lineage: Eukaryota; Viridiplantae; Streptophyta; Magnoliopsida; Apiales; Apiaceae
Product: F-box protein CPR1
Exons: 2
Coding region: 1-981 (326 amino acids)
Source: RefSeq, a predicted model, not a curated record
AUGCAUGAAAACAUCCAUGCAGUGAAAAACGGUGGCCUCAUUAUUAGACAAUUCGGAAAGUUAUACUUGGCUGAUUACGAGUCUUUGCAUGAUGAUGUUAGUACUAAUCCUAUAGAAAUCGUUGAUCCCGUGAUUAAGAGUGAUGCUAAGUUGGUCGGCUCGGCCAAUGGCUUGGAAGUGCAUAACGCUGCCCGGGAACCGUAUGGGAUGCGGCCUACAUUUUGUCAUAAGUACUUUGGGUUAUGUAUAGGCGGAUUUGGAUAUGAUCAUGUGAGUGAUGAUUACAAGUUUGUGAAAUUGGGAAUGUGUGGUAAUCGUUUUGCUGAAAUUAUUGUCACGGUUUAUAGUGUUAGAACUAAUUCAUGGACGCAUAUUCAGAAUGCUAGGUUAUCGAGGGAUAUUUACUUGAAUGAUCAAUGGGGGAGGUUUGCAGGUGGAGCUCUGUACUGGAAGGCAAUAGAUUUUGGAAAAAAGACUGAAAUCAUUGUUGGUUUCGAUCUCGGGCUAGGACAAUUUAGGGAGGUUGCUUGGCCGGCCGAUAGAAAUUUUUGGAAUCUGUAUGGUUUUGGAGACAAUCUUUACACCCUGAAGUAUUCCAAAUCUCCUGUAGAUGUGUUUCAGAUGAAUGACUAUAGCGCGGAAAAACCUUGGUCCAAGGCAUUCACAGUUAUGGGUAAAAAUGUAUUCGACUAUGGUUUUAAACCUCUUAUGUAUUCAGAGGGUCUUGGGGAAGUUCUUAUCCUUGUAGAUAACAAAAGGCCUGUGUGGUACCACCUUGAAAGUAAGAGAAUUAAGGAAGUUAGGAUUAAUCCGAUUCCAAGAUUGACGUCGGAUGCAGAAUUUUACACUGAGAGUCUUUUCCAAUUCCCCAAAGACAGGCAGCCGCAGAAUCUAUUACGUGGAAUAAGAGGGACGAAGCAACAACAGAACAAGAGGGAAACAACAGCUCAAGUGGCGAAUUCAAGAGGAAAAAACAGCUGA